Zootermopsis nevadensis is the source of this 1690-nucleotide messenger RNA. The record is from RefSeq and is a predicted model, not a curated record. Lineage: Eukaryota; Metazoa; Arthropoda; Insecta; Blattodea; Termopsidae.
CCGCCGGACAUGACCGGAUGAACGGCAGCGGACGGUCGCCGAGACGUCGUUCGACAUAAUUGUCGAUUAUCAACAGGGAGACGCCCGAAUUCCGCGCGCAGUUUUAAUUGUGUUUCAUCUUUUGAUUCACUCUUAACAGAAUUUUUUAUAUCUUCUGCAGUUGUGCGUCAGGAAAAAAGAAAUCUUAACUGUCUUUCGUUGAUAAUACUUACGAAGUGGUUUUCGUAUUUUGUAAAAGGACUUUAUUCGAAUUGAAUGUUUUAUAUUUGAUGCUGAAGAAGUAUUCUACACUUUGUAUGAGGGAAGAUUUUCUUAGCAACAAAAUCUUUACGAUUGUGCAGCAGACUGUGUAAAUAAUUUAGUUUUGCCAACAAUUCCUAACAAUUGGUCAUGAUAAGACAGGCCACUUAACAACCAAACAGAUUCAACAAUAUCUGUUCACGGAAUUUGUGAAUUUUAUUUAAGAACGUGGUUUAAAAACGAUAGUUUCUAGAGACAACGUUAAUUUACUGAAAUAUACAACUCUGAAGGUGUUUUUUUCUUUUUUUAAUAUUACUUUUCACUACUUUCGUGUGUUCAUAUAAAAAGUAGAAGGCUGACUCACGUCUGUUAACCCCGAAAUAUUUUCUUCUUACUGAAGCCUUGUCAGUGUGAUGAAGAGAGUACGAUCCGUGACAGUUCUUAGUGUUCAGUGAUUGGAGUCUGUGCGAAGCUGAAUUUCCGGUUUUGACACAUGCCAGUGAAUGUUCGCUGACAGCAAACUUGUGUGAACAUUCAGCUUCGCACUUCGGGAGAAACAUCCGUUAACCUGUGGCGAGUUGUAGUGCCCCGGGGGGCUGCAGUUCCCCCCGACAUCGUGGUGGAUCCCCAGCCGCCGCUGCAAUGGGGCUAUAGUGGUGGGCCCAACAACUGGUCGACACCCACAAGUGCCCCUAGCAGACCCCCCAUGAAGCGACAUCAUAGCGAGAGCGACGAUUGUGAUGACGUCUUUUCGGAGGAAUCAUCCAAGGAUCAGUGCUCGUCACCCGGUGACACCGACAGCUGUCAGAUGCUGAGUCGUAAGAAGCGACGUGGAAUCAUCGAGAAACGACGUCGGGAUCGUAUCAACACGAGCCUCACGGAACUGCGACGUCUGGUGCCCACAGCAUUCGAGAAACAGGGAUCCGCGAAGCUGGAGAAGGCGGAGAUCCUUCAGAUGACGGUGGACCAUCUCAAGAUGCUGCACGCCAAAGGUAUGGACGCCCUGGCGUACGACCCCCACAAGUUCGCAAUGGACUACCAACACAUCGGGUUCCGGGAGUGCGCUGCAGAGGUUGCUCGCUAUCUAGUGACCGUCGAGGGCAUGGACAUCCAAGACCCACUGCGCCUGCGUCUCAUGUCCCAUCUGCAGUGCUUCGCGGCACAGCGCGAGCUAGCUGCGAAACAAAUACCUCCUCCCCCGCCCCCUAUACCACCACCAUCGCAGCAUGGUCAUCACGAUGCGACCUCGGGUGGAGGCUUGACCACCUAUGACAUCACCUCGACGUCUUCACCAUCUUGCGGACAGACGCCUUCAUCGUCUGUGAACACGUCGGCGACAACGACGAGACAGCAAGGACAGUCCCAGACGACGUUGACGCAGCUGACGACCGCUACCUCAGCGUCACCCUUGGGAUACUCGCACCAUCAGUAUCACAUGAAUUUGAACUCU